Messenger RNA from Anisakis simplex (herring worm), 948 nucleotides. NCBI's taxonomy places the organism in Eukaryota, Metazoa, Nematoda, Chromadorea, Rhabditida, Anisakidae. The record is from the annotation of a GenBank genome assembly.
AUGGAUAAACUCACGAAACAGUUGAGCGCUGGUAAAAAUAUACACAUCUACUGGGGUACAGCCACAACAGGGAGACCACAUGCUGGCUAUUUGGUACCAAUGCGUAAAAUUGCUGAUUUCUUAAACGCCGGUCUCAAGGUGACUGUCUUGUUUGCUGAUCUUCAUGCAUUCUUGGAUAAUAUGAAGAGUACAUGGGAGUUGCUCGAGAAUCGUGUUAUUUAUUACGAGAGUGUGAUUAAGUCAAUGUUGAUCGCAUUGGACGUUCCCAUUGAUAAACUUCAUUUUGUGAAAGGAACAACUUUUCAACUGAAGAGGGAUUAUACGUCUGAUGUUCUACGACUGUGUAAUCAGGUAUCGCGAAGGGACGCACUCAGAGCUGGAGCAGAAGUCGUCAAACAGGUUGAAUCUCCGUUAUUGAGCGGCCUCCUUUAUCCAUUACUGCAAGCAAUGGAUGAACAAUAUUUGAAAGUUGAUGGACAAUUCGGCGGUUUGGAUCAGCGAAAAAUUUUCAUUUUGGCCGAGGAGCAAUUGCCGAAACUGAAAUUGGGUAAACGUUUCCAUUUGAUGAAUCCAAUGGUUCCCGGUCUGCAUGGCUCAAAAAUGAGCAGGCAUGUUUUUUUGUUCUCUUAUCCUUGUGGCUCUGUGGAGAAUUCUAAAAUUGAUUUGUUGGAUCCGCAUGAUGUGAUUAUUGCUAAAUUGGAUGGAGCGUUAUGUGAACGAGGCAAUCCGGAGAAUGGAGUUUUAGCGUUCUACGAGCAUGUUUUAAUGCCGUUGUCAACACAGAAUCCUGUUUUGGUUGGGGGCCACUCGUUUACAGAAUUCGCCGAGCUGAAGGAACGAUUCGAAGCAGGCGACAUUCAAGAAACGGACUUGAAGAACACUAUGAAAGUUGGUGUUUUUCGUUCAAAACAAAACAAGUCUUUAGAUAUUCAUCUAUUUAUUCACUGA